Messenger RNA from Otolemur garnettii (small-eared galago), 752 nucleotides. RefSeq names its product trafficking protein particle complex 1 (gene TRAPPC1). The transcript has 5 exons. Lineage: Eukaryota; Metazoa; Chordata; Mammalia; Primates; Galagidae. Gene Ontology annotation, cellular component: TRAPP complex. The coding region runs from base 60 to 497 and encodes 145 amino acids. The record is from RefSeq and is a predicted model, not a curated record. Gene Ontology annotation, biological process: endoplasmic reticulum to Golgi vesicle-mediated transport.
AGGGGCGGGGCUUCGCAGAAACCGGAAGUAGCUCCUGACGGGCACUCUGAGUAGUUCCGAUGACUGUCCACAACCUGUACCUGUUUGAUCGGAAUGGAGUGUGUCUGCACUACAGCGAAUGGCACCGCAAGAAGCAAGCAGGGAUCCCCAAAGAGGAGGAGUACAAGCUGAUGUACGGAAUGCUCUUCUCUAUUCGCUCGUUUGUCAGCAAGAUGUCCCCGCUGGACAUGAAGGACGGCUUCUUGGCCUUCCAAACUAGCCGUUACAAACUCCAUUACUACGAGACACCCACUGGGAUCAAGGUUGUCAUGAAUACUGACUUGGGCGUGGGAUCCAUCCGAGAUGUGCUGCACCACAUCUACAGUGCGUUGUAUGUAGAGCUGGUGGUGAAGAACCCCCUGUGUCCUCUGGGCCAAACUGUGCAAAGUGAGCUCUUCCGCUCCCGACUGGACUCCUACAUCCGCUCUCUGCCCUUCUUCUCCACUCGGGCUGGCUGAAGCACUCUACCUCAUCCCUGGAGAGAAUUCAUGUCUAUCUGGGGUCCUUCCUAAACUCUGCCACCUGAGGGGCCUCACUGUAAACCCCUACACUGCCCCUCUCUUAGGCCAGCAGCCUAAAGACCCACCCUGGUGCUCUUGGAAUCACCAGAAUGAAAACCCCAGGAGUCCCUCCACCUCCAAAUUAGGCCCUCUCCAGUUUCAUCCCACCUGACACUGCGAGAAGCACAAAAUAAACUUUUUUUCACCCUCUGC